Pongo pygmaeus (Bornean orangutan) is the source of this 2322-nucleotide messenger RNA. RefSeq names its product transmembrane protein 91 (gene TMEM91). NCBI's taxonomy places the organism in Eukaryota, Metazoa, Chordata, Mammalia, Primates, Hominidae. The transcript is spliced from 4 exons. The coding region runs from base 720 to 1295 and encodes 191 amino acids. Gene Ontology annotation, cellular component: intracellular membrane-bounded organelle; membrane. The record is from RefSeq and is a predicted model, not a curated record.
CGUAGGUGGGUGGGGGUCACAGUCCCUCCCCUGGGUCCUGGCGUUGGGGAUGAGAGGGCAAAGCUUUGGCGAGGAAAUCGGCUCAGUCAAGGUUUGGAAUGAGCAGGCAGGAGGCUUGGGGACCUUCCAGGGGGAUCGUAGGACGAGAAGAAUAUUCUUUCUGGUUGUGAUGCGUGUGUACGUGUAUGUGUGUGCUGGGGUUGAGGGUGUUUAUGGGGCGAGGUGUGCAAAGGAUUCUGGAGAGCUGGUGCUUGUGUGGGAGUUGUGUGGAGUCAUGGGUGUGUGGGUGGAGUAGGGCAGGGGUGCCUGGGCCUGAUGAGUGGGGCAGGCAUGCCAGAGGUCAUGAGAAUAGGAGAGAGUGCUGGGGUGCAUGUGUGUGUGUGUGCACAGGUGUCUGUGGUUUGUGAUGCAGUGGGGAGUAGGGUUGUGCACGCAGUCAAUUGGGAUAAAUGUAUAAGAAGGUUGGGGGCCUGAAAGGGGUGUUUUCUGGGAGCUGAUGUUUUGGGGCAAAUAUACAAGAAGUCCUUUGGGAGAUGAAUGUGUGGAGGUGGAGGCUGGGCUUUCCUAGAUGGGGCUGUGUGGCAGCGGACUUCGGGGGGCAGGUCUAGGAGACAGAGGAUGGGGAAUGUAGACUAGAAUGAAGUUCCAGGCAGCACUGGGGGUAGGGGAUGGGAGGGGUGCAUGGGCCUGGAUAGGUGGUCACAGGGUAUCAACCUGGGAUGGAUAUUGGGGGUGUUCAUGGGGCAGGAAACCCCUCCUGGAGUUUCCCCAAAGCCAUGGACAGCUCUAGUCUUCGUGAGCUUCAGCAGCCUCUGCUGGAGGGCACAGAAUGUGAGACCCCUGCCCAGAAGCCUGGCAGGCAUGAGCUGGGGUCCCCCUUAAGAGAGAUAGCCUUUGCCGAGUCCCUGCGGGGUUUGCAGUUCCUGUCACCGCCUCUUCCCUCCGUGAGCGCUGGCCUAGGGGAACCAAGGCCCCCUGAUGUUGAGGACAUGUCAUCCAGUGACAGUGACUCGGACUGGGAUGGUGGCAGCCGUCUUUCACCAUUUCUACCCCACGACCACCUCGGCUUGGCUGUCUUCUCCAUGCUGUGUUGUUUCUGGCCCGUGGGCAUCGCUGCCUUCUGUCUAGCCCAGAAGACCAACAAGGCUUGGGCCAAGGGGGACAUCCAGGGGGCAGGGGCCGCCUCCCGCCGUGCCUUCCUGCUGGGGGUCCUCGCCGUCGGGCUGGGCGUGUGCACAUAUGCGGCUGCCCUGGUGACCCUGGCCGCCUACCUUGCCUCCCGAGACCCGCCCUAGUUGCCCCUACAGCCCUCACUGUGAACCCUGAGGCCAGCAAAUCUGUGGGCAGAGUGGAGAAUCUUGGUGGAUGAGGCUGCGGCGGCGGCAGGAGCAUCUAGAAACGGGAGCGAGCUGGACUGGAACCCCUCCCCUUCCUGGCCACUCCGCUCUUCGGGCAGCAGCAACGUGAGAUUAAACACCAGACACCCUUGCAGCCAAACCAGAGUCUGUUCGCAUGUGUGGGAGGAUGCAAGGGGGUGGGGGUGCUUGAGACCAACAGGGGACUGACUGGUCAGGGUGACGGGCUGUGGUGGGCAUCCCCAGAGUGCUUGCUCCCUGAGACCUGAGCUGAAAAAGGGGGACGAGGAUUUUGGCGUUUUUUUUUAGACAGAUGGUCUCCCUGUUGCCCAGGCUGGAGUACUGUGGCACAAUCAUGGCUCACUGCAGCCUUGAACUCCUGGGCUUAAGCAAUCGUCCUGAUUGAGCCCAGGAGCCUCCCAAGUAGCUGGGACUACGGGUACCUGCCACCACACUCAGCUAAUUAAAAAAAUUUUUUUGUAAACACAAGGUAUUGCUAUAUUGCCCAGGCUGGUCUGAAACUCCUGGGCUCAACUGAUCUUCCCGCCUCGGCCUCCCAAAGAGCUGAGAUUACAGGCAUGAGCGACCAUGCCUAGCGGUUUCUAAACAGCAGGAUGUUCUCAUCCCAAUAUGGGUGGUUAGCAGAGAACUGGAGAGAGCUGAGUUCCAAGUCCUUACUCCUCUACCUGUUAGCUGUGUAAGCUUGGCCCAAGUGACUUCUCACUUUUUCUCCUCUGCAAAAUGGUACUUUCUGCACACCUCAGGCUGUAGUGGGGAUUAAAUGCAUCAUAUGUGGAAAUGACUGUCUGCUGUUGCUGUCUCCCUCUGAGCUUUUUUUUUUUCUUUUCUUUUUUUUGAGACAGGAUCUCCCUCUGUCACCCAGACUGGAGUGCAGUGGCCCGAUCUUGGCUCACUGCAGCCUUGACCUUCCAGGCUCAAGUGAUCCUCCCACCUCAGCCUCGCAAGG